AUGCCUAAACAAUUACAUGGUGAUACUACCACUACCACCGCGGCAGCUGCCGCCACUCCGAUGUCAACUUCCGAUACCGUGAAUAAACUAUCUGGAUUUAAUUUACCAAAUAAAAAAUGGAAUGUACUACGUACCGGUGUUAUUUGGGCGCAACGUUUAAAAUCCGUGAAAGCUACUAAAAGUGAUGGUAAUAUCUCACAUUUGAAUAAUAACAGUGGUAAUCAAAUUAAUAAAGAUUGUGGUGUGCGUGCAAGGCUUACAAAUGAGGAUUACAAAAAUACUACUACCACCAGUAAUAAUAAUAAUAAUAAUAGUAACAAUAAUAAUAAUGUGAACAUAUUUGCUCAUUUAGCACAGCGUGCUGUGUCGAAUACAACAAAAUUAACUGAAAAAGAUUAUGAAUAUACUGAUAAAAAACAAAAACGUGGUGUGAUUAAACAUUGUUCGUCAGCUAAACAGUUGACAAAAUCGUUUCCAUCAUCUACAAGUGUCAACACUCUGAUCAGUAAAUCAAACAGUACUAAUCUAACAAAUGAUCCAUCGAAGAGUCCAAUCUUACACACUUCAAUAUUUCCAUUGUCAUCACAAGAAUAUCGUAAAGAUUUUAAAGGGAUACGAUUUACCUGUGAAGGCAAAGAUGAUUUAAAAUCGAAUAAUCAAAUCAGCAACAUUGCCUUAAUUGGGAAUUCAAAUACUUCUAUUACUACUACUACUAAUAAUAAUAAUACUCCUACAGAUAAUGCUAACCAGCAACAUUUGACUAAUGCACCUUGUAAAAGAAUCAGUUUUAAUUUAAAGGAUAAUAUCAACACUAAAGUAGCAUGUUCGAAUGAUACAUCACCUGAAAAAGUGAUGACUACAUCAAUUUUCAGUGGAAUAUGGCCAAUAAAUCCUUAUUCACCUUUACCGUCACCAGAUAUUUAUCAUUUGGAGGAUGAAUUCGAUGCGGACUCUUUCACUCUGGAUGCAAAAAUAAAAACAUGCAAUGAACAUUUACAAAGACAUGAAAGUUGGCAAAGUCUAGAAUUGGACACACCUCCUGCGUCUUCAGGAACUGGUGAAACCGAUACAACAGUAGCCUCAACAACGAAAGCAAUAACACCAGGCGAUCAAACAACAGGACCCUUAGGUAGUGGUGGUAGUAGUAGUCAAGGUGGACAAGAUAAUGAACAAAUGGAUCUGGCGAGUAGACGUGGUAGAAGAUCUGCCAUAAUUGAUAAUAAAAAUUUGAUUGGGGAAUCAGAAGUUGAUCAUCAGGACAGUCCAGGCAUAUCACAGAGUACGAACAAAACCCUCAGUGAAGUUGGACAAGAACGUCCACCAAUCAUCUCAACAGUGAAUUCCUUCCGUGAACGUCAAAGACGAAUGUUACGAAAACAGAAUACAAUAGCCGAUUUAAGUUGUCGAAAUCAAGUGACCAAUUCUAAUCAAGACUAUGAACUGAAAAGAAGAGCAAAUGUCUUCAUGAAGCUG
This is a messenger RNA of Trichobilharzia regenti, 1473 nucleotides long. NCBI's taxonomy places the organism in Eukaryota, Metazoa, Platyhelminthes, Trematoda, Strigeidida, Schistosomatidae. The record is from the annotation of a GenBank genome assembly.